Molecule: messenger RNA, 3496 nt
Organism: Darwinula stevensoni
Lineage: Eukaryota; Metazoa; Arthropoda; Ostracoda; Podocopida; Darwinulidae
Source: the annotation of a GenBank genome assembly
AUGGCACUGCUCAAUAAGAUAUUCAAUAGGAAGAAAGACCAGAAAGCAUCCAAGAGUCUCAUCAAAAUUGAUGUCAGGGAGUCACCUGAGUUCAGAGAAGAGCAAGUUCGAGUCCUGUUGUUACGAGACUCAGAGACAAAUCGCAAGAAAAUUCUGUACGACUCACAGGCAGUGCAGAGAGUUCCCAUUUCUGAGACUCACCUUGGCAUCAACCAGAAAGGAAAAUGCCAUGGAGCCAAAUGUAAAGCAGGCAAACAAGAUGGCUUUGUGGAGGUAACGGAUGGCUAUGGAUACCAGUACCUCAGGCCCAUCUCAGAUGUGAGACAAGUGUACGAGAUGGUGUUUGGAUCAAUUGCCAUGGCCUACAAAGGAUCAACCAUGAAGCUCCACCCAGGAUCUGAUCCCCCGCAGUUGAUGCUUUCCAAGAUAUUCCCUGCACCACGAAGGAUCAAGGAGUUGCGCUCAAGCAGUGAUUGGAGUGUAGAGAAUUCCUGCACAAGCUCAAUUGGGUCCUUUGCCAAUGGUGGUUUGUCCCGAGUGAGCAGUGUAGACAGUUGCAUGGGACCAAGCUUGUCUGGGGAUAUGAGCAGUAGCCAUGGGAGCAGCAUUGGGCCACCAAGCCUCUCUGCAUCAACAGAAAGCAGUCUUUCAUCCAUUAACGGGUCAUGUGCAAGCUGGAGCAGUGAGUCUCUGCAGAGCUGGAUGGUGAAUCGGCGGCUGUGGCGUCACAUGCGGACAUCCAUGGACCACGGGACCGAUGGAGGACAUCCUAUGGUCCGCCGAGAUACCCAAGACUCAAUGGCAAGUGACAACGGCCUAGAUACCAGUGGAUCAGGAUUGGGUCGCCUCUCUCGACUUGCAAUAUCUCUUGUCAUCUCCCUUGAUCAAGAUGGACCAGCAAGAGAGCACUUUGAGCGGUUCUUCUACACAAACCUGCCAGCCAUUGAAUGUCUGGUGAUGAAGCUACAGUUAUGCGUUGAGCGGGCAUAUUCACAUUCAACCACAUUUGUUCACUCAAUGUAUGAAGGGGUGAAUGAGCUCAUUCAUGCCCUGGCAGACCUCUACACUGCACCUCGCAUCUCUCGGCCACUUUGGGUCCUUCUCCAUCAGGAUCCCUCUGCCUUCCCAUCAGGGUUCAUGCAGGAACUGGGUGACAUCCUUGCUCGUUAUGAUGUCAAAGAAACCAAUUUCUUUGUCAGCACACUCUUGUCAGCUGUCUUGACUCAUCACUUGGGUUGGGUGUUAGGCUUCAGUCCGAAGAUUCAAAAUGAUCCAAAUCCUGUGUUAUCACAAAUGGAAGACCUUCAUGGGAUCUGUGGGUUUCCCCCACGACAUGCCCGCACCCUUGUGAUUGGACAUAUUGUAACCCUCGUGCAACGUAUUGUUUACCUUCUGACCUACUUUGUGCGUUGUGAGGCAGUCUCUGAGCACAUCUAUGAGCGUGUUCAGCUCAAGCCCUCUCCCAGUGCUCUCUCUGUAAGAACUAUCAGUAGCACCAGCACAUUAAUCAAGACAGACAGCACAGACAAUGCUGCUAGUCUGAGAAGGACAGUCUCAAAUGCAAGGUUGUAUCCCAGGCUGGAGGAAGUGGAGGACAGCUUGGACCCUGGCAGUAUUGCUGAGAGGGUCCAGCGGCUCUGUCGUGUCAAUGGUCAGUCAAGGCACAUGAGACAUAGAUCGGCUGACUACACCAUUGUUACCAAAUCAGAAAAGGUAGAAGUGGAGAGUGCAUUUGAUCCUGUCUGUGAUAUUUAUCCAAAGCUGUCCCUCUCUUCAUCCCUCCUGGAUCAGAUGGAAGCAAACAAGAUCCAAAUACCUCCAGAUAAAAAUCAGAAAGUCGUGUUUGUCCUUGGAGAGAAUGAAAGACUUGAAUUGGUUCGACGGCAGCACAAGGCCAAGAAACAUGCUGGAACAUCCAAUGUUGAAAAUGGAGUUAUAUUAAAGCUUCAUGAAGUACCUGAAAUUCGCAUAGAAGAAGCCAAGCAUGUGUCAUCUGCUGCAUUGGAAAAUGCCUUCAAGUCAUCUCCAGCAAUUUUGAACAUUCCUGUGGUGCCAUCUGGACAUACAGAUGUUCCCAUGUCUUGUACUGUCUCUGGCAGUACUGGCCUGUCAGUUCUCCCAAAAAACUUGGACCAGUCCCAGUCUUGCUGUUGCCGAAUUCCCGUGCCAGUUUGUUGUUCAUGUACAAAGGAUGAAUCCCAAGUGAAUACUAGGUCAGAAACUUUGAAUUCCUCCAACAUUUGCCAGCCCAAAGAACUAGAAAGACCUCAUGUGGAGGCUUAUCCUACCCAUCUGUCAUGGACAGAUUUCUGUGAGAAAGCCCAAAAGGUCCCUAUCCCUGAUGUAAAUUAUGUGGGUCGCAACUCAAGUCCUCCAUGGAUGCCUGUGCUGUCACUUUUCCUGGAUGUCACAGAACGAUUUGUGUCAGGUGGAGCAGUGUCAGGGACCACCCAGGUCACCGGAUGGGAGAGUUCUCUCAAGCGGGAUCUUCUUGCUACAUCUCAGUGCUAUGGUGCUCCAGAUGGAAUUGCUGAAGCUGUCUGCAUUCUGGGAAACACUUCCAAUUGGAGUGUGGAGGUAAUGAGGAGCAACAGUGGGAGUUGGGAAGGAGGCCAGGUGGGAUCAAAGCAGAGCCUGUCUCCACUGGUUGCCGCCAUCCUUGAUUCAUUGCAGCAGCUUUGGAAGGCUCGAGUCCCUGCCCAGCAGUGUUUGGAGUACCUGGAGGCUGGGCUGCGUGAGAUUUACCUGCGUAGCCGGACCCUGGCAGAUUACUUGCUGGCGGAUAAAUUCUCAGACAUGGGGCGAGUGACUCGAAUGCUGAAGGUGGAGGUGGCCGACGUCCCGCUCCUGCUGGCCGCUGCUUCCACUCAUUCCCCUCAGGUCACCCGCAUGUAUGGGAUCUCGCAUCGGUGACCCACGACCCCACUCUAGUUGUUUAUUUGACUCUGGGACGCAUUCAUCUGUGACGUUGUUGCACAAUACUUUCGGGACUUUGUAGCGGAGUCAGUACCGAAUUUUCUCACCGAAUGCUUCAUCAUGAAGGAAAGAAUUUAUAUUUAUUUGGGAGUGAUUUCAACAUCAUUGUAGGAUAGUAUAUCAAGAGAAGGAAUCUGAUUGAGUUCGCAUUCCAUUGCACAAAGUUUUAUUUAUUCCUUUUGUUUUUCUGUGAUGUAUUCCCACGCGUUUAGCCCCAUCCUCAAGAUUUUGAAUUGAUCUCAAGUCCGAAUGUGAUGGAAGGAUUCUGUUUUGUUUCAACUUCUGUUUUCUGAGAUAGAGAAGGUCCCCUAAAUUUCAUGCAGAUAGGCUUUAUGUUCCAAAGCGUGUUGACAUCAUUGGCAUUCAGCAGUGAUUGGAGGUGCUCAGAACUGAAUACUUCUCAUUAAUCCAAUGAAUCUGUUUUUCUCUUUAAGCUCAAGAUGAUGUGCCAAAUGUGUAUAAUGAUGACAUUGUGAUAUCUUUCCCACCACCCUGUGCUAAUUUUGCCUCUUGGGCCAUA